AUGAAAAGGCUGGUUGGGCUGGAAGGAGGCGCUAGCCCGAUUUGGGAUGGCGCGCGAGACCACAUCAGCGAGAGCACCAUCGUCGAUGUUGACCACUGCUCCGACGCCGUUGAUCCCCCUGUUGUUCUCGAUUGCGCCGCCAUCAUCGAGGGUGCUACGCCUUCUUCGCCUUCUAAGGCAACGUUUACCCGUGGGCAUCGCCGUCGCUCCACCCACGUCACUCGCCGGGACCUGGAGAAGUUUCAGAAGGAGGUCCUGGGUGUGGAAAACCACGCCGCCUGGUACGACGAGGAAAACGGCUCCUCGCGACCGAUCAAUCCCAACGAUCCGCAGCUGGAAGAGUUGAAUCGUGCCUUUGCGCGCGCUGAUAUGUCCAUGAACAGUGGUCCUGGAAUGUCGGGCAACCCCCCCUCGGGCAUGUUCUCCGGUUACGUCGACGGCUCCCCUGGCACGCCCAACAUGGCAAACAUCCCUCGUCCACCCGUCUCUCCUGCACUCUCUCACCAGGGCUCCCAAACUAACGGCGCCGGGAUGGCGGCUAUGAAUGGCGCCAUGCCGUUGAAUGCCGGCCAUCAGAUGGAUCUGCAUCAUCUCUACGAUAUGGUGCUGGAGCUGAGUGAGGUUUUGAAGAACAACCGUGAGGUCACCAAGAACAUCGUCACAAGCGCCGAGGAGAUCAUGAAACAUGGUUCCUCCGAAACGGCAAGCCCUGCGAUGCAACAAGUCAAUGGCGAGAUAACAGCAACCCGGAUCCUGGAACUCGAACGUGCGCUCGCCAAAGAAAAGCGACUUGUGGAGGAGCUCAAACAAGAACGACAGGAGAAUGCGAAGCUCAUUGGCGAAUAUGAGGCCGGAGUGGGCACUAUGGUUGAGCAGAUCCGAAACUAUUGUCAAAACAACAAUAUGCACUAUCUCUACCAGAAAAAUCACUAUAACAACCUCUUGCAAACCGAACGAGACGCCCACCUCGAGAGCCGCCUCGACCGUGACUAUUGGCACGCCCAAACCAUGCGUUGCGCAGAAAUGAUCCGCACUGCACACCGCUUGCGAUCUGAGGAAGAUGCGUUACCAAUCCGAAUCGUUGCGGGGCUCCAAAACGAAGUCCGAGCUUACCGCCACGCCUUAGGCAUGGAGCCUGAAAAGCCAGAAGACGAAUACGGUUGGGAAAUUCUGCGCGACCUAUCUAGCGCGGAAUAG
Messenger RNA from Penicillium chermesinum, 1197 nucleotides. RefSeq lists its product as uncharacterized. The coding region runs from base 1 to 1197 and encodes 398 amino acids. Lineage: Eukaryota; Fungi; Ascomycota; Eurotiomycetes; Eurotiales; Aspergillaceae. The record is from RefSeq and is a predicted model, not a curated record. The transcript has 3 exons.